Papaver somniferum (opium poppy) is the source of this 381-nucleotide messenger RNA. RefSeq names its product serine/threonine-protein kinase CTR1-like. The annotation marks the transcript as partial. The record is from RefSeq and is a predicted model, not a curated record. Gene Ontology annotation, molecular function: protein kinase activity; ATP binding. Gene Ontology annotation, biological process: protein phosphorylation. NCBI's taxonomy places the organism in Eukaryota, Viridiplantae, Streptophyta, Magnoliopsida, Ranunculales, Papaveraceae. The transcript is spliced from 2 exons.
CUGUUCCUUGGAGCCUGUACAAGGCCUCCUCAUUUAUCAAUGGUUACGGAAUACAUGGAGAUGGGAUCCUUGUAUUAUUUAAUACAUAUGAGUGGGCAGAAAAAGAAACUCAGUUUGCGCAGGAGAUUAAAAAUGCUCCGUGAUAUUUGCAGGGGAUUGAUGUGCAUACACCGAAUGAAGAUCGUUCAUCGUGAUGUAAAAAGUGCAAAUUGUCUAGUGAAUAAGCAUUACAUGGUCAAGAUAUGUGAUUUUGGUCUCUCAAGAGUGAUGGCUGAAUCUCCCAUGAGAGAUACCUCGUCAGCAGGAACUCCAGAAUGGAUGGCUCCCGAACUUAUACGCAAUGAACCCUUCACGGAGAAGUGUGAUGUAUUCAGCCUUGGU